This is a messenger RNA of Petromyzon marinus (sea lamprey), 666 nucleotides long. NCBI's taxonomy places the organism in Eukaryota, Metazoa, Chordata, Hyperoartia, Petromyzontiformes, Petromyzontidae. The record is from RefSeq and is a predicted model, not a curated record.
GAGUGAGUGAGUGAGUGACUGAGUGAGUGAGUAAGUGGUGAGGAGGAGCUUUCACAAAUGGCUGCCGCCACCUCCACCCCUGCCUCCACCUCCUCGACCUCUCAGUCCACCUCCUUCCCCCUCGUUCUCGUCGCAGUGGACUUAGCCUGCAUCAUCCUUGCCGCUCUGCCCACUGUGGUGUUGGCCAUUGUGGACCGGCCCUAUCAGCGAGGCUUUAGCUGCGUGGACGAGUCCAUCCAGUACCCCUACCUGGGGGUGGAGACCGUUCCAUUCAGCGCCGUCGUCGCGGGGGGGUUUCUGCUCAACAUCAUCCCCAUGGCUGUGGGUGAGUGGUUCUGGUCUCGGAGUGACGGAGCUUCGUCACGCUCCUUCGUGCGGAACUUGGCUGUCUCCUCGCUCUACAAGACGCUCGGAGCCUUCCUGCUGGGCGCGGCGAUGAGUCAGGCCUUCACGGACGUGGCUAAGUACUCCAUCGGACGCCUGCGUCCGCACUUUCUCCACGUUUGUGGCCUGGCGCCGGGGUUCAACUGCUCAGCCGCAAUGUCAGGAGCUGUGGCCUGCACGGGAGAAGCCCACCUCGUCAAUGAGGCCAGGAAGUCCUUCUACUCUGGCCACUCAUCGUUUGCGAUGUACUCAAUGCUCUACCUUGCGCUGUAUCUGGAAUCC